Brassica rapa (field mustard) is the source of this 3992-nucleotide messenger RNA. RefSeq names its product isochorismate synthase 2, chloroplastic. Gene Ontology annotation, biological process: phylloquinone biosynthetic process. The record is from RefSeq and is a predicted model, not a curated record. Gene Ontology annotation, molecular function: isochorismate synthase activity. NCBI's taxonomy places the organism in Eukaryota, Viridiplantae, Streptophyta, Magnoliopsida, Brassicales, Brassicaceae. Gene Ontology annotation, cellular component: plastid.
UAGUAAAAACUAGGUUAAACCACUUUACGUCUAUACCAUAUAUCUUGAUCGUGUAUCUUCUCGACAAUGUCCAGAUAAUCUCUUUCUCUUUACGGCCUUGUCCGCACACAAAAUGUUACAUCUGUCUUUUUGUCAAGAAUUAUUUUUCCAAACAAAAGCAAAAAAGUGAUUAUCUAAAAGUGGUUCAUUUGACCUAAGCUUAUACUCAACAGUGGUCUUGAGCAUAGCCAAGUGAAGCAUUGGAUUCAGGUUCCCAAUUUUUUUUUAAAAGUUCAUUUUGAAAAGGCCCUAAUAUUUCAGAGACGCCCCUGCUUAUACUCUUAAUGGUUUGUCACCGUCACCACUCACCGGUGUCAUUGUUCGGAUACAUAUACGGGUAGGUGUAUGAGAUGUGGAAGGGGAAAAAAGCUUACAAUGUUGCUUACCAGAACGCUAUUCGUCCACAAGUUAUUUUUUUCUUUAGCCACUACAACACAAAUAUCCAAAGUGUGGUCAUGUACCACUUCAAAUUAAUUUUCUUUACAUGUUUCAAUAAAUUCUAUAGUCCUAUUUUUUCACUGAUAAUUAUUUAUCUUCAAAAUAAGAGAUAUGAAACUACGAAUCCAAGUUGUUUUGGUCUAGUAGUGAAAGGAUUCCAGCUGGAAUUUCUAUCAUGCAUUUCGAGUAGUAUUAACUAUUUAGCGGUAUUUCAAAUAGAUUUAACCGUUCGCACAUAUUUUGCAAGACUUCUUAGAAUUAUUUUUGGAUGUAGAGAUGUUAUAAAAAAAAUAAAAAUAAAAAAACUAUGAACUUAUGAGAGACAGCUUGAAAAGAUGAAAAAGCGUCAAUGAUUGAGCAAGUGGUUGUGAGAUAAUCAACACUGAUCACCACCCAUAUUUACCAAUAACAAGGUACACUCGUGUUUUCGUAUUUUCGUGUUCCUCGUGGUGGUCCUUCCAGAAACUAUAAAAAACUGAAUUUAUAAAUGUUUAUAGAAUAAGGAUUAUAAACGGUAUAUAAUUCUAGUUUUAACUUUCUAUUUUUAAACCUAAGUUUGGUUUUGAGCUGUACAACAGCUUGUUUUGUACACUAUAAUUUCAAAUGGUACAAAUUUGUGUGGUCAAUUCGUUUGUUUAUUCCUAUACGAUCUUUGUUUCAUAAUAAUUGUUUUCAAUUUUCUUUUCUUUAACAUUUUUUUUUGUUUUGUUGUUUAAUAAAGAUUUCAAAUAAAAUAUUAUUGUUUUUCUUAUUAAAUCGAGAGACAUUUGUAUACCAAUAUAAAUGUAUGUGUGUUAGUUAGACGAAUACAAAUUUAAAUAUGUACAAAUUGUCCAUAAACAACACUAUAAUUCUGAAAGAUAACUAUUAUAACCUAACCAGCCAAACAGUUGCAUGCAGUUUGAGACUUUGAGUGAGAAUAAGUUGAAUAACUACGAAUAUAUAAGAAUUUUAUCCAGUAUAUAUAUAUAGUUUAGGGACCAACUCAUACUAGGUUUUAGAGAACCACGUAGCUAAACCUGGUGGUAGAAAGAGAAUUUAGGACAACGUUCGAGUCCCAUAAAUUAAGCUGUCACUUGAUUCACGAAAAUGAGAUCAUGUUUUAAGUUUCACUGGAAAAUUUGGGAUUAACAAGUUGUCGGUAUUGUUCUUCUCAAAAGAUUAGUUGAGUUUCAGCCCAUAUAUCCCUUAAAUUAAAAGGAAAAAAAAAUCUCAUCAUGUGUAUAUCAAAGAAGAUCAUGACUUUGUUCGAACGAUUAUCUAACCCACCAAGUAUAUUUGACAAUGACGACGAACGGUGGUCACGCAUAUCGUGGUGAAUUAUUUCUUAGUGGAUCUAAUCUAAUCCAAAGAUUUCAUUACCAAUAUAUUAGGGAAACAUUUUAAAUAACAUUUAUAUACAUACUUUAGACAUAAGUCUAUAAUGUCUUUCGGAAUCACCAAGUUUUGCUGAAAAUUUAAAAUGAAACUUUAACUUAACACGGUCCCCGUUUCACGAUCACUGUUAAUUAAUUUGUAUUUCUUACGUGAGGGUCAUGCCACCUAUAAAUUCAGACAAAGACAUACCAAUGCACACACUUCAACUCUCACUGUCUUUCAUAACAAAAUCAUUAUUACCAACAUCUAGCUUAUCAUUCUCUCUAGUCUCUAAUGGCAUCGCUGCACUGUUCAUCUUAUUUUCUGGGCACAAAUCUUACAAAACAAAACUCCGUUGCGAUCUUCCAAAGCUACUCUCCAACCUCAUUCACCAAGCUUGCCUCUCGUGUCUCUCGCCAGAGGUUCCUACUCUGCUCGCUGGCCAUGAACGGGUGUGAGGCUGACCAUAAAGAGCCACUUGGCACGGUAGAGACAAGAACUCUAUCCACGGUUACGUCACCGGCUAUUGCGACGGAGAAGCUGAUAACCGCCGUCUCUAACCUUAAAACGGAACCGCCUUCGUUCUCAUCCGGCAUCAUCCGAUUACAGGUGCCCAUUGACCAGACAAUCGGUGCAAUAGAUUGGCUUCAUGCGCAAGAUGAUGCUCUUCCUCGCAGUUUCUUUUCAUGUCGCCGCAGCGACGCUGGCCGUCAAGAUCUUCUCCAAGACUUGUCGAGCGAGAAUGUGAACGGAUCAUCUGAUCGUAAUCCGGUCAGUGUUGCUGGAAUCGGGUCUGCUGUAUUUUUCCGUGAUCUGAGGCCAUUCUCUCAUGAUCACUGGAGAUGUAUCCGAAGGUUUCUGUCUUCGACGUCUCCUUUGAUUCGUGCGUACGGUGGACUUCGGUUUGAUCCUAGAGGAAAGAUCGCUGUCGAAUGGGAACAGUUUGGCUCUUUUUAUUUCACAGUGCCUCAGGUCGAGUUUGCUGAGUUUGGGGAAAACUCAGUGCUGGCUGCAACUGUUGCUUGGGACGAGGAGAUCUCAUGGACGCUUGAAAAUGCUAUUGAAGCACUUCAGGAGACUAUGCUUCAGGUUUCUUCUGGAAUAAUGAGAUUACGGAGAGAAUCUUUAGGAGUUUCUGUUGUUAGCAAGAACCACGUUCCUAGUGAAGGAGCCUAUUACCCUGCUGUAGCUAGUGCUCUGGAGAUUAUAAAGGCCAAAAAUUCACCCCUAAGCAAGGUUGUGCUUGCACGCAGCACUAGAAUCAUUACUGAUACCAAUAUUGAUCCUAUUGCUUGGUUAGCACGGUUGCAGCGUGAAGGACAAGACGCGUAUCAAUUCUGUCUUCAGCCACUAGGUGCACCAGCAUUUAUAGGAAACACGCCUGAGAGGCUCUUCCACAGAAAACAUCUAGGUGUCUGCAGCGAGGCUUUGGCUGCAACUAGGCCUAGAGGUGAUUCAGCAGUUUCUGAUAUGGAAAUAGAGCGUGACUUACUAACCAGUCCUAAAGACGAUCUUGAGUUCUCCAUCGUGCGAGAGAAUAUAAGAGAAAAACUAAAAGCUAUAUGUGACAGAGUAAUUGUGAGGCCCCCAAAAACAGUGAGAAAGCUUGCAAGAGUACAACACCUUUAUUCACAAUUGGCAGGGCAGCUAAGAAGAGAAGAUGAUGAGUUUGACAUCUUAACUGCUUUGCAUCCAACGCCAGCUGUUUGUGGAUGUCCAGUAGAUGAAGCACGGAUUUUGAUUAAGCAAAUUGAGUCAUUUGAUAGAGGAAUGUAUGCUGGACCUGUUGGAUACUUUGGUGGUGGAGAGAGUGAAUUUUCUGUAGGCAUAAGAUCUGCUUUAGUCGAGAAGGGUCUUGGAGCAUUGAUCUAUGCAGGAACAGGAAUAGUUUCAGGAAGCGAUUCAUCCUCAGAGUGGAACGAGCUUGAUCUUAAGAUCUCUCAGUUCACUAAAUCACUUGAACCAGCUUUGCAGCCUAUCAACUAAAGAAAUUCAAAGUGAGAUUGUUUGGUAAAUUAAGUUGCUAUAUUUAAAUUGCUUUGUAUCAUUCAUUGUGUGUUUGGUGCCAAUCAAUGUUGUAAACUAGAAGUAAAUCCAAUGAUUCUGCAUCAAGUUUAAAUAUUUUUGUUUAGCUAUUUGUUGUCUAGUUUCUGACCAAA